Molecule: messenger RNA, 603 nt
Organism: Medioppia subpectinata
Lineage: Eukaryota; Metazoa; Arthropoda; Arachnida; Sarcoptiformes; Oppiidae
Source: the annotation of a GenBank genome assembly
AUCAAUACCAGAGUAUAAUGAGCGCCAUUAGGCAAAUACGCGCACAGGAAGGCGUAUUCAGUUUCUACCGGGGCUUUUUGCCCAACCUAUUGGGCAUUAUUCCAUACGCUGGCAUCGAUUUAGCCGUCUAUGAAACUCUAAAGAAAUUAUAUUUAAGGCAUUAUUAUGUCGAGGAUGACGCGCCCGGAAUACUAGUGCUGCUCACAUGCGGUACAGUGAGCUCGACAUGUGGUCAGGUCUGCAGUUAUCCGUUAGCGCUGGUGAGGACACGAUUACAGGCACAGGUGGACAAGAAGUACACAAUGGUUGGCCUCUUUCGGGCGAUUAUCAAUAAAGAGGGCUUUUUUGGUCUCUAUCGGGGAAUCACACCUAACUUUAUGAAAGUAGCGCCGGCUGUCAGUAUAAGUUAUGUGGUAUACGAGAACACACGGCGAGCGUUGGGCGCCUCCAUGUCCUGAUGAGUGACCGCCGCCUCUAUUACACGUUUAGACCAAAUAAUAAAUUUAAUAAUAUUUUUAACUUAUAUUUUUACUUAAAAAUUUAAUCCAUAAUUUUUGUUUGAAUUUCAGCCGUAAAUUCAACAUAAAUUUAUACAUAAAGUGC